GACUUAUCUCUUAGAGACUAAAUCAAAAGUAAAUGCUCUCGUGAUCAAAUAAUAAUCUUAUCAGUGCGCGCGCAUACCAGUCAGGUUGUCCUCGUUAGCCAAUAGCAUUACGCGGGAAAAUGACUCUCUUGCCGCCCCAGGCAGUUGAAGCUCGCUCGGCAAUAUGACAAUAUCCAGUCUGUCUCAGUAUAUGUGAGGAUGCUGACUUGUGAGGUCGUGCCGCUUUCCGUUGACACAUUGUAGUGAAUGGAACUCGUUGUCCAACAUGAUGACUUUACUCGUCCAGACAGCGGCCGUUCCGUUUGGAUUCACCUGCAGCAUGAGCGAUUUUGGUGACACCUGCCCAUCAAGGACCAGGAUGAACUGCGCCGAAAUGGAUUCUGAUAAUACUUAUGUGGUUUUCCCUUUACCUGACGUAGUGACCAGUAACAGACCUUCCUUGCCAUCUCUCAGAUCUGAUAACGGUUCCAGUAUGGUUCAUAGUACAUCUCAGGCUUUACUUGAACACCAAAACAAUGAAGGAAACAGCCUGGACAGUCGGAGUCGACCUGAAGUUUCCAAUCCCUUACAUCGAUGCUCGUCUGUUCGUUGUGGGAUAGAAGACGCGUUCACAAGCCCCAGUUUUCGAGGAUAUGUCUACGAAUUUACAAAUUUGAAAGAGGUGAUUGCAAAAACCUCUGCAAAGGGAAGAUCCCAGAUCUGCGAGAGAGGCAGAAAGGUUUUAAACCAACGUUGCAGUAACGAAUAUGACUCUCAGCGGAAGCAGUCACAUCCUUAUAGCUUCGAAUUUAUAAGUUAUGAGACAACGCACGUGAUCAGCACUUGCCGCAGAGUUGGAGUUGACCUGCUCUCCAUUGCUGAUCAGUUUGAACGCAACUAUGCAAAGGCCAAGAGCAAGAACGCAAACCCUCCAGCGACUACUCUGAAAAUCCCCCAAAAUUUUAUAAAGUACAUUGCGAUGUCAUUCGCAUGUUUAUUGGUCUGGAGACAGGUCAACAAAUACCGCUAGUGGGAUAUGAUCAUUUUCAGGAAAACCUGAAGGGAGAUGUUUUUCUUGCAUCUUAUAGGGCAGUGAGGAGUCACGGGUUCAGUAGAUCUAUCUGGAUCAUGUGGUUUUUAUGAUAUUUCAGGACGUUUCAUGACAGUACACCCUAUCCUCAGUGAUAAAAUGAAAUUAAAUACAAGAAAAGGCACCUACUAUUAAUGCAUUGCUGAAUAGUCUCCAUGUUUUAAAUAAACAUCAACAACUAGACAUUAUGAAUAGUUCAUGAAUGGGCUGCAAAAAUUAUUCUAGUUUUUGCUCCAUCUGGAAUAUAGAUCGAGUUCAUAAAGCACUCCAUGGGGCCUCAUUGUAAAAAUGAAAAGACUCAAAAUAUAUUAAAAAGAACGAGUUAAACUUAAAAAAUUAUGCGUUUAUUCGUGUAUUAUCAACUGAUUAUUCUCAGUCGGUUCAGCAAGAAGAGUUUAACCGAGCGAUAUGGUGUAAAGAUUAUCCUGUCAAUGUAAGUUGGAAAUGUAAAUGUUAAUUAGAAUAUAGAAUUGUAAAAAUGUUAGACAGUAUUUAGUAAUCCGUGAAUGAAGUUUAAUUUUGAUUAGAAUUAAGAAAGAUUGUUUGUUGCCGUUGAAAGGCUACAGAGGUUAGCAACAUGCAGCAUUACACACACACUUGUACUGAACUUUCUAAAUCGCUUUGUUACCCCUAUAAAUGCGUCUUUAUGGA
Molecule: messenger RNA, 1720 nt
Organism: Macrobrachium nipponense
Lineage: Eukaryota; Metazoa; Arthropoda; Malacostraca; Decapoda; Palaemonidae
Exons: 3
Coding region: 266-1009 (247 amino acids)
Source: RefSeq, a predicted model, not a curated record